AUGCUCAGAGGCUGGGUUCUCUUGGCUCUUCCUCUCCUCGUCGCUUCCGCUGGCAGCACUGUGGCAAGCGGAUCGGAAGGCGCAGGGAGCAGCCGUCCCGUUGUCACACAAGAGCCUUCACACCUGGCCUUGAAGUCGCCUUUCCAUUAUGAAAAAUCAUCGGCCGGAUUGCGAGAGGUUGGUGAAGGUCACUCCAGAAUGAAUAUGGACGAAGAUACUCGACCACUUCGCUACCUUCGGCACAGCUUCUUGCAUAAGAAUCUCGAGACCACAUCGGCGCCUUCAAGGGACAGAACGGAAUCGCCCUCGGCUUCUCACCAGAGGAGAGGAACGUCGCGGGCUAAUCAUGCCUUGGCGAAUCACGCCCGAUUCCGAUACAGAGAGGCACGGCCGGAGACACAAGUGUCUGAUCAAGAUCAGCUUCCUCCCUUCAAGGUUUAUCCAGAGGUUCAAGAGCCAUCCGCGACCGAUGAUCAUACAGCACAGAUGCUUAGCGAGCAGUCGAUGCAGCAGCAGAUGUUGCAGCAGGCUGCUCACCAGCAUUCGCGCUGGGGAACGCAAGAACAGGAACUACUCGGCAUCGGCAAACACUUCUACAUGAAACCUCAGCUCCAGCCUACUAAGAGCCACGCCACGGUCAUAUUGGACAAUUCCGAGAUGAUCGAGCUUAUGCGCAAACAUCACAACAGCUAA
This is a messenger RNA of Acaromyces ingoldii, 693 nucleotides long. RefSeq lists its product as hypothetical. The record is from RefSeq and is a predicted model, not a curated record. Lineage: Eukaryota; Fungi; Basidiomycota; Exobasidiomycetes; Exobasidiales; Cryptobasidiaceae. The coding region runs from base 1 to 693 and encodes 230 amino acids. The transcript is spliced from 2 exons.